Messenger RNA from Mangifera indica (mango), 1490 nucleotides. RefSeq lists its product as uncharacterized. The transcript is spliced from 3 exons. Bases 367 to 1293 code for a protein of 308 amino acids. The record is from RefSeq and is a predicted model, not a curated record. Gene Ontology annotation, molecular function: polysaccharide binding. NCBI's taxonomy places the organism in Eukaryota, Viridiplantae, Streptophyta, Magnoliopsida, Sapindales, Anacardiaceae.
UGGAGUUUCAAAAACCAACAAAACCAGCCCAUAUUUUGACAUCUGCAGCGCCAACUGGGUUUCUUUUAGUUCAAAAAUUGAAGAACCUUAGAAAUCCACUGUUAUGGUCACAGACAAGCAAAAUUUUACUUGAUUAAAAAGCAACCAUCGCCUUCUUCCGGCAACACAAAAAGCAAACUAAAGCUAUAUCCCCAGUACAAAAAGCAGCCGAACGAUUAAUUUAUAAAAGAAAAAAGAGAAAUUCCUCAACAAUUCAUGUGAAUAAAGUCCUUAAAAAUCAUUUCUUGAACUAAGCAAAGUAUCACCAUUCACCACUGCCUCCACUUCUCGUCCUUUCCUUCCAGUUUCCUCUUCUUUCUUGCCUCCAUGUCUAAACUGUUAUUCGCCGCCCUCCCAUUUAUUCUCUCAGCUUUAGCCCAUGCCUACGUCAACAAAUGCAGGUCAUACUGCGGAAACAUCACCAUCGACUACCCCUUCUCACUUCAACAAGGCUGCGGCCACCCCGGUUUCAGAGACCUCUUGUUCUGCAUCAACGAUGUGUUAAUGUUUCACAUCACUUCAGGAUCUUACCGUGUCCUAGAAAUCGACUACGCUUUUCAAUCACUCACCCUCCACGACCCUCACAUGUCAACCUGUGACACCAUCGUACUCGGCAGCAAGGGCAACGGCUUCGGCGUUGAUCAUUGGAGAGCAACGUACUUCAAUCCGACGGCUGAUAAUGUGUUCAUGUUAAUAGGAUGCUCGGCUCAGUCUCCACUCUUCCAAGGUUUUCCGGGGCAGCACUUGCCUUGUAGGAACGUUUCCGGCAUGGGAUGCGAGGAGUAUUACGGGUGUCCGGCUUGGAAUUUGGUCGGCCGGAAAGGGGUGGGCUCUAUGUUUGGGUCUGGCCCGCCGGAGUGUUGUGCUGUGGCUUUUGAGUCGAUUAAAGCGAUUAAUCUUACGAAGCUUCAAUGUGAAGGGUAUUCUAGCGCUUACAGCCUUGCGCCGCUGCAGAAUGGUCGGCCGAGUGAUUGGGCUUAUGGGAUUCGUGUGAAGUAUUCCGUUCAAGGCAACGAUAAAUUCUGCAGAUCCUGUGAGGCCACCGGUGGCACGUGUGGGUAUGGCAGUGAUGGGGUUAGGCAACUCUGCAUGUGCGGGAGCUUGAACUCCACGUCGAAUUGUGACACAGUUGGGUCGUCGUCGUCAUCAAGCAGAAGAUCAUGGACUCUGUUUGAAACUUUUGCAGUUUCUGAAAAUUUUGCAGGAAAAUUUUUUAUGUUGAUGUCAGUGUGGCUGACAAUAAAUCAAACCUGAAAGCAAUUAUUAAUGGUGUUGAACUGCACCUGGGCUCAUCAUCUGCAUUCAAGUUUUGAUUUAUGUCCUAGUCUACUGAAGAGUGGGGGAUGUUUGCAUUUAUUAUGGGCAUUUAUCUCUGUUAUUUUUCCAUAAAUUUUUGUGUUCUUCGAGUUCUUAUACAGUGACCAUCUUAUUAUUUUCAUUUUUUGCUUUAA